AUGCGGCAGUUCCGGCUUCCAGCUGGGCGAGCGAGCAACGACGGCAGCAACGACGGCAGCAACGACGGCAGCAACGACGGCAGCAACGACGGCAGCAACGACGGCAGCAACGACGGCAGCAACGACGGCAGCAACGACGGCAGCAACGACGGCAGCAACGACGGCAGCAACGACGGCAGCAACGACGGCAGCAACGACGGCAGCAACGACGGCAGCAACGACGGCAGCAACGACGGCAGCAACGACGGCAGCAACGACGGCAGCAACGACGGCAGCAACGACGGCAGCAACGACGGCAGCAACGACGGCAGCAACGACGGCAGCAACGACGGCAGCAACGACGGCAGCAACGACGGCAGCAACGACGGCAGCAACGACGGCAGCAACGACGGCAGCAACGACGGCAGCAACGACGGCAGCAACGACGGCAGCAACGACGGCAGCAACGACGGCAGCAACGACGGCAGCAACGACGGCAGCAACGACGGCAGCAACGACGGCAGCAACGACGGCAGCAACGACGGCAGCAACGACGGCAGCAACGACGGCAGCAACGACGGCAGCAACGACGGCAGCAACGACGGCAGCAACGACGGCAGCAACGACGGCAGCAACGACGGCAGCAACGACGGCAGCAACGACGGCAGCAACGACGGCAGCAACGACGGCAGCAACGACGGCAGCAACGACGGCAGCAACGACGGCAGCAACGACGGCAGCAACGACGGCAGCAACGACGGCAGCAACGACGGCAGCAACGACGGCAGCAACGACGGCAGCAACGACGGCAGCAACGACGGCAGCAACGACGGCAGCAACGACGGCAGCAACGACGGCAGCAACGACGGCAGCAACGACGGCAGCAACGACGGCAGCAACGACGGCAGCAACGACGGCAGCAACGACGGCAGCAACGACGGCAGCAACGACGGCAGCAACGACGGCAGCAACGACGGCAGCAACGACGGCAGCAACGACGGCAGCAACGACGGCAGCAACGACGGCAGCAACGACGGCAGCAACGACGGCAGCAACGACGGCAGCAACGACGGCAGCAACGACGGCAGCAACGACGGCAGCAACGACGGCAGCAACGACGGCAGCAACGACGGCAGCAACGACGGCAGCAACGACGGCAGCAACGACGGCAGCAACGACGGCAGCAACGACGGCAGCAACGACGGCAGCAACGACGGCAGCAACGACGGCAGCAACGACGGCAGCAACGACGGCAGCAACGACGGCAGCAACGACGGCAGCAACGACGGCAGCAACGACGGCAGCAACGACGGCAGCAACGACGGCAGCAACGACGGCAGCAACGACGGCAGCAACGACGGCAGCAACGACGGCAGCAACGACGGCAGCAACGACGGCAGCAACGACGGCAGCAACGACGGCAGCAACGACGGCAGCAACGACGGCAGCAACGACGGCAGCAACGACGGCAGCAACGACGGCAGCAACGACGGCAGCAACGACGGCAGCAACGACGGCAGCAACGACGGCAGCAACGACGGCAGCAACGACGGCAGCAACGACGGCAGCAACGACGGCAGCAACGACGGCAGCAACGACGGCAGCAACGACGGCAGCAACGACGGCAGCAACGACGGCAGCAACGACGGCAGCAACGACGGCAGCAACGACGGCAGCAACGACGGCAGCAACGACGGCAGCAACGACGGCAGCAACGACGGCAGCAACGACGGCAGCAACGACGGCGGCAACGACGGUGCAGCCUACACGUUGGAAUUCAGGGGUCAUUCACUUUCUUUGCUGUCGAGUGUACAUUAUGAUUUCAAUGGAAUGAGCAAUCUGGGAGGCAACGAGGAGGGAGGCAACGAGGAGGGAGGCAACGAGGAGGGAGGCAACGAGGAGGGAGGCAACGAGGAGGGAGGCAACGAGGAGGGAGGCAACGAGGAGGGAGGCAACGAGGAGGGAGGCAACGAGGAGGGAGGCAACGAGGAGGGAGGCAACGAGGAGGGAGGCAACGAGGAGGGAGGCAACGAGGAGGGAGGCAACGAGGAGGGAGGCAACGAGGAGGGAGGCAACGAGGAGGGAGGCAACGAGGAGGGAGGCAACGAGGAGGGAGGCAACGAGGAGGGAGGCAACGAGGAGGGAGGCAACGAGAAGGAGGCAACGAGAAGGAGGCAACGAGAAGGAGGCAACGAGAAGGAGGCAACGAGAAGGAGGCAACGAGAAGGAGGCAACGAGAAGGAGGCAACGAGAAGGAGGCAACGAGAAGGAGGCAACGAGAAGGAGGCAACGAGAAGGAGGCAACGAGAAGGAGGCAACGAGAAGGAGGCAACGAGAAGGAGGCAACGAGAAGGAGGCAACGAGAAGGAGGCAACGAGAAGGAGGCAACGAGAAGGAGGCAACGAGAAGGAGGCAACGAGAAGGAGGCAACGAGAAGGAGGCAACGAGAAGGAGGCAACGAGAAGGAGGCAACGAGAAGGAGGCAACGAGAAGGAGGCAACGAGAAGGAGGCAACGAGAAGGAGGCAACGAGAAGGAGGCAACGAGAAGGAGGCAACGAGAAGGAGGCAACGAGAAGGAGGCAACGAGAAGGAGGCAACGAGAAGGAGGCAACGAGAAGGAGGCAACGAGAAGGAGGCAACGAGAAGGAGGCAACGAGAAGGAGGCAACGAGAAGGAGGCAACGAGAAGGAGGCAACGAGAAGGAGGCAACGAGAAGGAGGCAACGAGAAGGAGGCAACGAGAAGGAGGCAACGAGAAGGAGGCAACGAGAAGGAGGCAACGAGAAGGAGGCAACGAGAAGGAGGCAACGAGAAGGAGGCAACGAGAAGGAGGCAACGAGAAGGAGGCAACGAGAAGGAGGCAACGAGAAGGAGGCAACGAGAAGGAGGCAACGAGAAGGAGGCAACGAGAAGGAGGCAACGAGAAGGAGGCAACGAGAAGGAGGCAACGAGAAGGAGGCAACGAGAAGGAGGCAACGAGAAGGAGGCAACGAGAAGGAGGCAACGAGAAGGAGGCAACGAGAAGGAGGCAACGAGAAGGAGGCAACGAGAAGGAGGCAACGAGAAGAAGGCAAUGAGAAGUAG
This is a messenger RNA of Schistocerca piceifrons (Central American locust), 3063 nucleotides long. Its product is annotated as cell wall protein IFF6-like. The coding region runs from base 1 to 3063 and encodes 1020 amino acids. NCBI's taxonomy places the organism in Eukaryota, Metazoa, Arthropoda, Insecta, Orthoptera, Acrididae. The transcript is spliced from 4 exons. The record is from RefSeq and is a predicted model, not a curated record.